GCAGUGUGGCGCCCUCUGGCGGUGAGUGGCUGCGAUGCACACAGGGGGCUCCGGGCUGAUCGCGUUGUCCUUCCCAUAGCCCGAGCUCUCUCCGCAGCAGAAGAUGGCGGACCCUUCGCCGGUGCUGCCGCCGCACAGGGAGGGGGGCGGUCGGUGCGGUUACAGCAUGUUCCCGGAGUGCGAGUCUGAGGCCGAGCUGUCGCAGAGCCUGGCCCGGACCAAGACCCGCUCGUACGGCAGCACGGCCACGGUGAGCGCUCCCUGGGCGGAGAGACACAUCGAGCACCGGCUGAGCCCCACCGAUACCCUGCAGGGCAUCGCUCUCAAAUACGGCGUGACGAUGGAACAAAUUAAAAGGGCCAACAAAUUAUUUUCUACUGAUUGUAUCUUCCUGCGGAAGUCCCUGAGUAUUCCAGUUAUACCGGAGAAGUCAAGCUUGUUUAAUGGACUUGAACUGUUGGACUCUCCAGAAAAUGAAUCCAUUGAUAGUUGCACUUCUCAGACUCAAGAAGCUUUGGUUGCACAGGCAGACAGUGGUUUAUCACCCAGCUCUCCUGAAACAAAGCGGCCUGUGGUAAGACUUGAUGAAGAGCUAUCUGCUAAAGAUUUCCUACAUAGACUGGAUUUGCAGAUCAAGAUGUCUACUCAGGCUGCUAAGAAACUAAAAGAAGAAGAUGAUCACAGACACGAUGAGGACUCCUAUGCAACUUCCUCCUAUCAACAUUGAAUAAUAAUUGUUAUUCCUAUGUGAAAGUCAAUGACUGGGGAUGGAAUAUACAAUUGAAAAGGCUUCCUAUUCGAUAAAUUAAUCUGUAGUCGACAUUUUGACUCUAAUUGCACUGAAAUUGAUUUUUUUUUUCCCUUCAUGUUUUUUGCAAUCAUUCAGUGUCCUUAUAAUGUUGCCUUGAAAAACCAAGUGGCAGCCUUCACGUUAUCUGUAUAAACUGCAGUUUUUGUGCAGACAUUUAUGGAGUCCUCUUGUUUGCAAUAUUCUUUUUGAUUUGUUUGUGUUUUUAAUUAGCAGAAUUCAUGGCAUAGCUCUGCCCUUAUGACUGUUUCAGUGACCUGACUGCAGAGCGAGCAGUAUUUACUUUGCAAUACAGUGUGUCUCCAUUCUAUUAUUUCUUUUAUCUUUCUUUGUACUUAAUGAUCUGCUUUUUUAAUUAUGAUGUUGAUAAGGAUUUCGUAAGGGUGGUUUUUUUUUGGUUUUUUUGUGUUAUGUGUGUGUGUAUGAUGCAGUUGAUUAAAAUAUAAAACUUUUUAAAUUUUCAAGUGUUUUUUUUAUUUACAUUUCUUUUUAUUGUGAGUUUCUAAAACUUGUUGAAUAUUGUCGGAAUCCAAUGAAAUACUGUUAGAAAUAGGAGGGAGAGAAGGGAGAGAGUCAGGAUUCCAUACAUCUCUCUCCCCUCUGUUCUACUUUCUUUAUGCCACCCAUGUAUAUUACAUCCAGCACAACUUACUUUUUCCUCUGAUAUGCCUUUUUUGCUGGAUGAAGCCAAUAUCAGAAGAGAAAACCUGUCUCGUGUGCACAUAUUGGGAGCAUACUUUACAUGUCAUGCUAUUUGAGUGCUGCCUCAAAAAAGAUAGAAAAUGGAGCGUGGCCUACAUGAUAUUCUUUUCACUCCACCUAUGGCAGUGAAGUAAAGAGC
This is a messenger RNA of Pelobates fuscus (common spadefoot toad), 1649 nucleotides long. RefSeq names its product LysM domain containing 2 (gene LYSMD2). The transcript has 3 exons. The record is from RefSeq and is a predicted model, not a curated record. Bases 104 to 727 code for a protein of 207 amino acids. NCBI's taxonomy places the organism in Eukaryota, Metazoa, Chordata, Amphibia, Anura, Pelobatidae.